UAAGUUGUUCUGCUCUCAACAGACUUUUCAUAAGAAAUCAGUUGCGUAGUUGGCACCACUACUUAUAUCUAAUAUUGAUCGAAGAAAAUUUCUACUGCAGGCAAAUGGGACUUUCAAAGGUUUCAAAUAUUGAAGCUUUAGUGAAGGGGAUAAAGGAAGAGAUGUUACCGGACAUCGAUCCUUACUCUUUUGUUUCAGCUUCUGCUUAUGACACAGCCUGGUUAGCCAUGGUUCCUGCAGAUUCCGACCAGACAUGUCCCAUGUUCAAGGAAUGCUUGGAGUGGGUGGUGAAUAACCAGACAAAAGAGGGGUGCUGGGGAGAGUGUGUGGACGCCAUCGACACUCUUUCUGCUACUUUGGCUUGCGUCAUAGCAAUCCACAAGUGGAGUAUUGGAGCUAAUAAUAUAAAACGAGGAUUGGACUUUGUUCAAGAAAAUGCUGAGAAGAUUCUUAGGAAAACUGAGGACCGUUUUCCUCGUUGGUUUACCAUAGUCUUCCCAGGAAUGAUUGAACUUGCACGUAAAGUUGGGAUCCAACUUGCCUUCCCUUCCCAAUUAAACGCCUUCUUGUUAGACAUUUUCCACAAACGACAACUCCUCCUUGAUACCGAGGAACUUAUUGGCAAUCAAUGUUAUCCUCCAUUGAUAUCGUAUCUUGAAGCUCUUCCUCCGUCAUAUGACGUUAGUGAACGAGACAUAACCAUGAACUUGAAUGGUGAUGGUUCAUUGUUCCAAUCUCCUGCUGCCACAGCAAGUGCUUUCAUGGCUACGGGAAAUGAACAGUCUCUAUCCUAUCUGCAAACGGUAGUCGGAAGAUGUGCUAAUGGAGUUCCACCAACUUUUCCCAUGGAUGAAGAGCUGAUAAGGCUUUGUUUGGUGAAUCAACUACAGAGGUUGGGGCUAGCUGACCAUUUUACACAUGAAAUUGAAGAAAUAUUGUUCCAGAUUUACCGGAAUUACAAAACUCUAGAGUGGUUGGAUAAAGCAAGCAAUAAUAUUGUAAAUGUGGGAAUCCAGUUACACAAAGAUUCUUUAGCACUUCGACUACUCCGCGUGCAUGGUUAUAGCAUAUCGCCUCGUCAUUUCUGUUGGUUCUUAAAUAAUCAAGAAGUUAGAGCUCAUAUUGAAGAAAAUCAGGAAUACUUCACAAUCAGCAUGCUGAAUGUUUAUAGAGCCACGGACCUUAUGUUUCCAGGAGAGAAUGAAGUUGAGGAGGCGAGAUCAUUUUCUAGGAAAGUGUUAGAGAAAAUUACAUUGAAAGAUAGUAGCUUAGCAUCUACCGGCCUGAACAAAAUGGUGGAGCAUGAACUGACAUUUCCAUGGAUCGCUCGAUUAGAUCAUUUGGACCAUAGAGCAUGGAUUGAAGACGUCAAUAAUACCAAUGUGUUGUGGGUAGGCAAGACCUCCUUUCACAGAUUGUCAACCCUGUUAAACGAGAAGCUAUUGCAACUCGCGGUGGCGGAUUACGAGUUCCGACAGUCAAUAUACAGGAAGGAGUUGGACGAAGUGAUAAGGUGGUCCAAGAAUAAGGGUAUGAGCGACAUGGGAUUUGGUCGAGAUAAAACUACAUAUUGCUACUUUGCCAUUGCUUCCAGCAUUCCACUGCCAUAUGACUCUGAAGUGAGGAUGAUAAUUACAAAAAGUGCAGUUGUGAUAACAGUUGCCGACGAUUUUUAUGAUACCGAAGCUUCUUUCGAUGAACUGACCACCCUCACUCAAGCUAUUGCAAGAUGGGAUGCUGAGGGAUUGAGUGGUCACAGUAAGACUAUCUUUAAUGCCUUGGAUGAUCUCGUCAGCGAAUUUGUAGCUAAAGUUCGGCAUCAGCAUGGAAUUGAUAUAACAUAUUUUCUUCAGCAGAUAUGGUAUGAAACGUUUAAUUCAUGGUUUGUGGAGGCGGAGGCAAAGUGGAGCAUGGGUGGGUUUGUUCCGUCAAUGGAAGAAUACCUUGGAAAUGGAGCGGUGUCCAUUGCUCUACACACCAUUGUUCUUCCAGCUUCCUAUCUGUUGAAUCCAAGCUUAGCAGACUACAAAAUCAAGGCAGGGGAAUACCAGACUGUUACCAAAUUGGCAAUGCUUAUACCUCGUUUACUCAACGAUAUACAGAGCUAUCAGAAAGAAGAACAAGAGGGGAAACUGAACUACGUUUUACUGUAUCUGAAAGAAAACCCUGGAAUAGACAUCCAAGAUUCGACGGCCUAUGUUCGAGAUAUAAUCUACAAAAAUUGGCCAGAGUUUCUCCAACAUGUUCUCAUGGAUGGAUUGGCAGAAGAACUGCCGAAAUCCUGCAAGUUUCUUCAUUUAUCAUGCGUCAAGGCGUUUCAAAUGUUCUUCCAUUCCAGCAAUAGAUAUGAUUCCAACACAGAUAUGCUUCAAGACAUUCAAAAGGCAAUCUAUAUCCCUCUAAAUAUCAGAUCAAACUAGAGGCCAUUGAUGUCUGAUCAUCAGCAAGAUUGAUCCAAAAGGCAAUGUAUAAAUAAGGCCGGGGAUAUAAUAGGUGACUUAAUUUACUCAAGUUCGCAACUUCUAAAAAUUUAUAAUUAUAUGGAUGCUUUCUGAAAUAAUUAUACUCCAUUAGCAUUACAGAUUUCAAA
Messenger RNA from Gossypium arboreum, 2590 nucleotides. Its product is annotated as (E,E)-geranyllinalool synthase. The transcript has 12 exons. The coding region runs from base 105 to 2420 and encodes 771 amino acids. NCBI's taxonomy places the organism in Eukaryota, Viridiplantae, Streptophyta, Magnoliopsida, Malvales, Malvaceae. The record is from RefSeq and is a predicted model, not a curated record. Gene Ontology annotation, molecular function: terpene synthase activity; magnesium ion binding. Gene Ontology annotation, biological process: diterpenoid biosynthetic process.